AGUGCCGCUCGCGCAGUGCCUGGGAUAGAGAUGGCCUCUGUCAGCGCUCCCCGCGCGCUCUGCCGUCUGGCCGGCCGGGUGCGACCCACUCUGUCCCGACCUGACCUGACCCGGUCGCUGUCCGGGGUCACCGCCACCCAACUACAACGACCGAGUGUCCGCAGCGGGACAGCUCUGAUCUGGGUGCCCCGCGCCGGUCUGGCCACCCGCUCCGGGCCGCGAGCCACAGCCAGCCAGCCUCUGAGCGACCCAGUCUCCUCUCCCGGCGCUGACGCAGCCUCCGUCGGCUCCCUUGACGUCGCCAUCGACGCCGCUGACGUCGUCGCCACCGAUGAGGCUGGCCGGUGUCUCCGCGUUCAGUGGCGGGACGGCUCCGAGUCUUUGUACCCGUUCGUCUGGCUCCGGGAUAACUGCCAGUGUCCGGCAUGCUUCCUCGGCCACCCUACGUUCGUGCGCUCCCUGGUGCUUCGCGACCUCGACGUCAACACUUCCGUAGAGGCCUGCAGAGUGACCUCGGACGGCUCAGAACUGAGCGUGACAUGGUCGGACGGUCACCAGGGAACCUACGCUGCCGAGUGGCUCCUGCUCAGAUCGUUCCGUCCAGAGGAACAGAGGAGGCGGAGGGAGGAACACAGCGUGGAGAAGAGCCACUGGAACGCCUCCCAGAUGUCCGGGAAGCUGCCCAAGGCUGACUUCCAGCAGGUGCUGGACUCUGAGCCGGCUCGGCUGGCGCUGCUGCUAGCGCUGGAGCGGUACGGCCUGGUGGUGCUGCAGAACUGCGGCUCCGAGUCCGGCCAGGUGUUGAAGCUGAUCCAAGCCAUCGGCUACCCGCACACCACCCACUACGGAACCACGUUCAAGGUGACCACCAAGGCCGACCCCAUCAACAUCGCCUACACGACCAAGCGGCUCAACAUGCACGCCGACCUGCCGUACUACGAGCAGCAGCCGCAGGUGCAGCUGCUGCACUACCAGCGGCAGCACGGCGGCGGCGGAGGGCGCUCGGAGUUCGCCGACGCGCUGCACGUGGCUGCCGAGCUGCGCCGCCUGCAGCCGGAGGCGUACCGCGUGCUGGCAGACACACCCGUCGACUGGGUGAACGUCACCCUCCCCGGAGAGACCGGUCGCAGCCACCACAAGCUGUUCCGCGCGCCGGUGCUGCAGGAGGAUGCUGAGGGCCGUCUGGUGGGACUCCGCUUCAGCCAGGCGCAGAGGGACUCCUUCUUCGGCGCGCCUCUGGGUGUCGUCGACCGCUGGUACCGCGCCUUCGCCCUCUUCAACCGGAUGCUGAACGAUGAGGAGUACAAGGUGAGCUUCCUGCCGCAGCAGGGAGACAUGGUGAUAUUCGACAACACCAGACUCACCCACGGAAGGGAGGACUUUGAGUGUCCCGAGCAGGCCACACAGAGGUGCCUGGAGGGUGGCUACAUUGGCCUGGAUGACAUCAGAGACCACAGGCGCACGCUGCAACACCGGCUCGGCAGGAACGAGUUCGGACUCUGAAGGGAGCGGGACGCAGUGGUUUUAGAUGUCUUGAGCCCGGCUUGAGUCGCACCGAUGUUAUGAUUUCAUCGGUAUCAUCGAUAAAAUAGUCUUAUCGAUCAGAAGGAAACAUCGCACAACCAAUGCAACUUUGUGUGUCUUCUAAUCCUAGCUAGUAUCGAACCUUUGUCAAUUGUCAAUGCCUCCUAAGGUAGGAGGUGACAAGUUUCCUGUGACGCAUUAUCGGCACGUUUGCGUGACAUGUAAAAAACGUGAGUUUGUUAAUGUUACGCGCUAACAGCCAACAUACGUCGCCAUCAACCCGUGCCCAAGUCCACUCUGUAGUGCGUCGUUUGUUUACUCCGUAGCGACCGAAGCAUGUGACCGAUGCCAGACCUGCUGUCUAUGUGUCUAAAGUCCAGACGGAUGCUAUCGUCUGGAUAUUGUCAAUUGGGUGUCCGACUUGCAUCGGAGCUAAUUCGUGCGUGGAUCGUUGUGGUUGAACGAUGGUGACACGAAUGCAAUUAUUUUGUUGUUAUACGUAUUUCAAACAUGCGAAGUAUCGAUCGAAGCUGUGAGCUACAUAUAAUGUGAAUUAAUAGAUUAUACUUAUAGCGGUUAGGGAUGACUCAAUUGCCACUUGAUCACAUACCUAACUAUUUAAGUUUUGAGGAGCAAUAACUCCCUGAUCUAUAGCUUACAAUCUAUUUACUUCUAUGGUAGAUCAUGGUGUAAAUGCAAUGGUCUUUUUAGUUGAUGCUAUCUUUGUUUAUAUCUAUAUUUGUUUGAUUUUGUUCUUUAAAACACUGGUGCUGUGAAAAUAAAUCCGAAAACUGA
Messenger RNA from Amphibalanus amphitrite, 2319 nucleotides. RefSeq names its product gamma-butyrobetaine dioxygenase-like. Gene Ontology annotation, molecular function: oxidoreductase activity. The transcript has a single exon. Bases 31 to 1503 code for a protein of 490 amino acids. The record is from RefSeq and is a predicted model, not a curated record. Gene Ontology annotation, cellular component: mitochondrion. NCBI's taxonomy places the organism in Eukaryota, Metazoa, Arthropoda, Thecostraca, Balanomorpha, Balanidae. Gene Ontology annotation, biological process: carnitine biosynthetic process.